GUCAAGAAUCGCUUCAUGCUCUGCAGUUUGUUCUUGAGUUGUUGGAGUGAAGAAGGAUGGGUGGUGAGUUAAGGUACGAGAUCGGACAGAACGCUUACAUCAAGCUCGUCCUCCACGCCCUAAAGCACAAGACCUCCGCCACUAAUGGCGUUCUCCUCGGCCGUCUCGUUGACGAGGACCUCGUUCAAAUCUCGGACUCAGUUCCUCUUUCCCACUCUCAGAUCGGUCUCCUCCCAGCUCUCGAAAUUGCUCUACUUCAGAUUGAGGAGCAUUUUGGUGCGCAAGGGUUGAGUAUUGUAGGCUACUAUCAUGCGAACGAGAGGUAUGAUGAUUUCGACCUGGGGAGUGCAGCCAGGAAUAUUGGAGAUCACAUACAUCGAUACUUUCCCCAGGCUGCGGUGCUUUUGUUGGAUAACAGAAAACUUGAAACGCUGUCGGAGGGGAAAGACCGAAGCCCCGUUGUGCAGCUUUAUACAAGGGAUGCAACCAGGAGUUGGAAGCAAACUGGAUCAGAUGGAAAUAGCCGAUUAACCAUCAAGGAACCCUCAGCAAACAUAGUUUUGUUGGAUUAUAUCUUGUCUGAGAAGUGGAAGGGCAUUGUAGAUUUUGAUGAUCACCUUGAUGACAUUGGCAAGGAUUGGUUGAAUCCGGAUCUUUUCAAGUAGAUUUUCAGAUAGUUCUGAGCUAUUUUUGGUGCCUGUUACUGUUUCUUAUAAUCAGCCCUUGGAAUUAUUGUUUGUUACCUGGACUUGCUUGUGCUGGGUUGGGAAGACAUGGUGAUUGCUCACAAAGCAAGAAUGGAGUUUUUACAGGCCGAGAAAAAAACUUUUAGCCUGGGUGACUAGGAAUGGUCUUGAUCAGAACUGGCUGUAUAUUUCCAGUCCUUUAGACAGUAUGCCCGGGCAGUUAGUUUUCUCUGUACCAAACACAGAGUAGCCACAAUGGUGGCCCAUUAUUUUGAAAAGCCUAGUGUUAUUUGAGUCAUAGAUGCGAAAAUAAAUGCAAUUGUAGAAUGUUGUUACGGGACCACCUAUGCUGCUGUUUGUUGUGGGCUUUAAUCGGCUCUGGACCCGGAUUUACAAUUUCAACACUUGGUCUAUUUUGUCAAGCGUAUCUCUCGUGUCGUGUGUAAGACUUGGGAGUGGAGGUUUCCCCAGUUCAAAUCAUCCCCCAUUUAAACUGUUGGAUGCCGGAUAUUGCCCAACUGGUGUAGUUUGGUCUUAUACUUUUAUUGGUAAAGCGUUUGCAAGGAAAUCUGGAAAGUUGAAGCCGUAUUGAAUAUUA
Nelumbo nucifera (sacred lotus) is the source of this 1284-nucleotide messenger RNA. RefSeq names its product ER membrane protein complex subunit 8/9 homolog. The record is from RefSeq and is a predicted model, not a curated record. Gene Ontology annotation, cellular component: EMC complex. Lineage: Eukaryota; Viridiplantae; Streptophyta; Magnoliopsida; Proteales; Nelumbonaceae.